Triticum aestivum (bread wheat) is the source of this 2988-nucleotide messenger RNA. RefSeq lists its product as uncharacterized. The transcript is spliced from 2 exons. The record is from RefSeq and is a predicted model, not a curated record. Lineage: Eukaryota; Viridiplantae; Streptophyta; Magnoliopsida; Poales; Poaceae. The coding region runs from base 351 to 2126 and encodes 591 amino acids.
CCAUAUACCAUCUAUGCAAGCUAGCUAGAUGCAAGUCAAACUUUGGUCAUACACCAUCCAUACACCACCCAAAAAAUCUUUCGGAUGCAAGUCAGAUACGCAUCCCAGACUAUGGCCAUACAUGCCUUGUACAUGCAUCAGACAACACUUGCACACUCGCCAGACAUUCUCCGGAUGAUGGCCAUACACUACGCGUGCACAACCCACGCAUCAGCCGGAUACGAGUUGGACAGAGGUUGUAUAUUGGUCAGAUAAUAGCCGGCCUCUGGUCAGAUAACGACCAGACGCUAGCUGCUCUUCGCUCCGCAUUGAGUGUUGCGCUCCUUCUAAGCCUCCUCUCCUGCCUGCGCAUGUUGCUGCUGCCGCUAGCCACCACAUCCAACCACCGGGCCUCAUCGUUGACCCGCUGGAUCGGCUGCUACCUCGACCGCACGAGCCUCCUCUGGCCCUGCCUCCGGUUUGCUUGGCGCCUCACUGCUGCGUUGCUUUUCUCAGCCACGAGCCCCGGAAUUCCCCGAGUCCCUGCUCUACCUCCUCACCGCCUGUCAGCCACAAGCUGCUCUGCCCACGGCUGUCGCCCACUGCGGUCCCGCCAGAGGCGCCCCUGCCCGUCGCCGGCUGCCGCCUGGGCUGCCAGCCCAGCGGCCAGCUUCCUGCGGCCGUCCCGCCAGCCGCACAAACCCACGGCUCGCACCGACUGCGCCGCCUGCCGGGUUGGCGUGCCCUGGCCGGCUCCGCCUCACCUGCCUGCCGGGUCGCCACUUCGCGCCGGCUUCGGGUCGCCGGCGCUGCCCCGCCUCGCGACACCCAGCUGCUGCUCCGCGUCCGUGCGCCCAGCUUCACAACCAGGCCGUCGCCGCCUGCUGGUUCCACACGCACCCGGCAAAGCAUCGCCUCCCCGCUUCCGCGUCCCGGCCUCGGGGCUGGCUCCCCGUUGCCCGUUGCCACCCCGCGUUACCGCGGCGCCUCUGCUUCGGCCCAGCACCCGGUCGCCGGCUCCAGCGCCCGGCCUGCCCGGCGCCCGUCGCCCGCGCCGUCUGCGCUCGCCUUCCGCACGCCCGGCCGCCCGAGUCGCGGCGCUGCUCUCCUUCGACCUGCCGGCUCGCCUGCCUCCUCGUGCGCGCCCCGCCGUCUGCACCCGUCCUCCGCGGCGGCCUGCCCCGCGCCCGGCGUGCCCCAGCCGCCCCGCGCGCCUACCGGGUCCGCCUCUGCUCCGGGCUGGCUCUGCCAUCGCGCGUGCGCGUACCCGCACUGCCCCGAGCCGGCGACCAGCUGGUCGCCCCUGCCGCCUCCCCGCGCCGGCCGGGUCGCCGCUGCCGGCCUCCCCAGCUGUCGGCUGCCGCCUUCCCGCGGAUGGCCUCCUCCGCUUCCGGCUCUACCUCAUCCCCGUGCCCUGCCGUCUUUGCACCCGGCCCGGACCGGCUUCGCCUCCGUGCCGAUUUGCCGUCGCCAGCCGGACGCCGGCUCCCGUGCUUGGCCUGCUCCGCCCGCACCUGGACUCCGACUCCCGUGCCUGGCCGGCUUCCGGCUGUCCGGCUCCGCCCCGCAUCGCCGUCUCCGGCUCGACGCCCACCUGCAGGCUUCGCCUCCGACCUGGCCGGGUCCGGCCUCGCACCGGCUCCGCGCGCCCCCUGCCGGCUCCCUCCCGCGUUGCCCUACAGGCUGGCCGCGCGGCCGGCUGCGCCAGCGCCCGUCCGCCGCGCCCCUCUGCUCCGUCCCGGCCGCAUGCCGGCCCCGGGUCGCCGACUCCCCGUCUGGUGGCCUGCCGCCGCCCCAGCUCCACGCGGCUGCGCCCCAGCCGGCUGCUCCAUGCAGACAGAAAAAGGGCCGCCUGCCCAAUGGUCCACUGGAGAAGAGAAAAGAAAGAGAGGGGUCCGGCUCCUCGCGUGGAGUCGAAAAAAACACAAAAAAAAGAAAAGUCAAGGAUCGACUGGCCUUGUAAAAAAGAGAGAGAGAUAGGAUGCGAGCCGGCUGCUCGUUUCCAUAAGUCCGACUAUCCAGCCGGAUGGAAAAGAAAUGUGCGUCCGCCUGGGACAAAGAGAAGACAAAGUAGUCGCAGGGAGAUCCGGCCCGACUGCUCAGCAGUCGGCCCGAAUCUCGGGGGCUACACCCAGCGGGUGCGUUGACGCGCCCCCGCGAAGAAGAAGACAAAGUAGUUGCUGGGAGAUCCGGCCAGACUGCUCACCAAUCGGCCCGAAUCUCGAGGGCUACACCCAGCGGGUGCGCUGGCGCGCCUCCACGAAGAUUGCAGACAAGAGAAGAGUUCUGUCUGGCUGCCAGCAGCCGGCAGAAGAGAAAAAGAAGAAAAAGGGCGUCGCGAGACGCCUCGCCGCCUGGUCGGUCGAGCCUGACCGGCCGGGACCCCCCUUCGAGCACCCGGGGGCUCGAAGGCUACACCCAGUGGGUGCGCCGGCGCACUCCGCGAGUGCCGAGCCACGCCGGCUGUCUUCGGCAAACUCCGCCUCAGCUACAUGAAAAUCAAUGUGAGCUCCUCACCCGCAUAUUUUUUGCACCACGAAAGCAUGGAUAACCCCGAGCGAUGCUCGGGGGACUAUCUCCGCAUUUCAUUACAGUUGCAUCACUGUUCGCCCCGGCGCCAGCCAGAGUUGGCCCGGGUGCUGGCCGCUUGGUCUGAGACAUUAGUUCCCGCAGACGGCUUAGUAGCGUGCGCAGUAUCAAAGGCCCACUCUUAGUCACAGACCGUAGAGCGGCUGUCCGACUAGCAAGAGUGAACGCUGGAGGCCAUCCACGCGAAAAACGUCCGGGAAGAGAAACGCUUCGGGCGACCCGACCGUUUCCUUUGCGAGUAUCUGCUCGGUCAAAUAUGCUCCCAGAGUCUAAGUACUGUACACUCCACUCCGCGGUCCACUCUCAGCCACAGACCGUAGAGCGGCUGUCCGGCAAGCGAGAGCACAAGCCAAAGUGUGGGGGACAUGAAAAAGAUUGAAGGGGGCUCGGACGAAACCGAGUCGGCACCCUCCGCAUAAA